GUAGGUCUAAGUGGUAAGGAGUGGGACUCUUGUCGUGCACCUUAUACCACGAUGGAUGACUAUCCGAUGUAUGGGCUGCUUGUGGGGUUCUCCCUCUGGGGGACCCUAUGGCGUCUCCUCUUUCCUCUGGGCUUUUGGCCCACCUUCACGUGUAGAGUAGGGACUCGGGGUGGUACUUCCACCCAACCUUACACGAAGAUGGAGGAGGAGAAGAUGGCCGCCGUCCUGAGGGAAAGAAAGGAGAAGAAAGAGGCCAAGAAGAAGGCCCUACAGGAGGAGCAGGCGGCCAAGCUGAAGAAGAUAGAGGAAGAAAUGGCCAGGGAGAAGGAGAGAAUAAAGAAAGAAGAAGAGGAGAAGCUGAAGGAGGUGGAAGAGGAAGAGGAGGAAGAUGAAACACCACUGCAAAGGAAGAGGGGGCAGCAUGGUGGCACCAAAGAUGAAGAGAUGGAGAAACGGAUUUCGGAGUGGGAAGCCGCUAUGAACAAAUUGGAAGAAGAAGAAGAUGUUCUGAAGCGGCAGGCGAUAGAAGAUGAAACGAGGAUGGUGUGGAAACUCGCAAUGAUGAGGGAGAAGAAAAGAAGAGUGGAGGCGACAAGUGAGGCGGUUAAAGAGCUGGAGGAGGUGCAAAAACUAACUCUACGAUUGACCCCCCAGGUAGACCUCCAACAAAAGGUGGAUAUCAUUGCCCAAAGCGUCGAGCGUUUAGCGAGAGUACAAGAACAGCAGUACGAGUUUAGCCGAAGUCAGGACAUAGCUGUGCGUUCGAUGCGGAUGGGGUUCCGGGACUUUGCCCGCAAAUUGGUAGGAGCUGUAGGAGCCGAGGUGAAUCAUCGCCUCGAGAAGACUGAGCGUUUUUGUGUUGGCGCCCUUAAAGGCGUCAAGGUGGCAGCUCCCAAGGAGGGCGAACCGCGUCCUCGUAGGGAGCCAGUCAAAGUUAAGUUCCCUGAUUCCUACACUGGAAAGAGGGAAGAAAACUUUGACAAUUGGGAGGCCAAUGUCAAGACCUAUGUGCACCUGCAACAGGUCUCCCCGGAUCAGCAUGUCUUGAUUGCGAUCCAUGUGCUAAGAGAUGAAGCUGCCAGCUUUGCAAGGUCCCUAGUUCGCGCCGCCAACUGCAAUGAUGAUGCAGUUGCCUAUUCGUCAUUCACUCCCCUCGUUGAGUUCAUGAAAUUGCUGCGCGAGCGAUUUGCAGAUGUUGCUCGCAGUGUCAAGGCCUCAGAUAAGCUCCAGACGAUCGAUCCAUGCUCAUUAGUGAAAAAGGAGAAGUUGGAGGAACAGGUUUUUGUUGCCUAUGUUAGGCUAGUGACUGAGCCUACGGAAGAAAAGUCGAUGGACCCUGCGAUUGCCAAGCUGCUGGAAGAGUUCAAGGACCUAACUGAGCCGCCGAUAGGAGUGGUACCGCGGCCCAUCCAACACCGCAUUGAGAUAGAGCCUGGCAGUAGAACUCCUAAGGGCGCUGUGUAUGGGAUGUCCCCACGGGAGUUAGAGGAGCUUCGCAAGCAAUUAGACGAGCUCCUCGAGAAGGAUUGGAUUAGGCCCAGUUCGUCUCCUUUUGGAGCGCCUGUUCUCUUUGUUCCCAAGAAAGAGGGAGAGUUUAGAAUGUGCAUAGACUAUAGGGGUCUGAAUGCGAUUACAGUGAAGAAUGCUGAGCCACUGCCUAGGAUAGACAAUCUCUUAGAUCGAGUGCAGGGGGCAAAGUAUUUUUCCAAGAUAGAUUUGAAGUCCGGAUAUCAUCAGAUAGAAGUACAUCCUGAUGAUCAGUAUAAGACAGCCUUCCGGACUAGAUAUGGGCACUAUGAGUUCAUAGUGAUGCCCUUCGGACUAACCAAUGCGCCAUCUACGUUCCAGUGCUGCAUGAACGAUUUGUUUAGGCCAUGGUUAGAUAAAUUUGUUGUUGUCUACUUAGAUGAUAUUCUAGUGUUUAGUAAGACCCUCCAAGAACACCUGGGUCAUCUCAGGCAGGUCUUGGAGAAGCUGAGGGAAGCUAACUUCAAGAUCAAUGCAAAGAAGUGCGAUUGGGCAAUGACCCAAGUUUUAUACCUAGGCCACGUCUUAGACGGAGACGGCGUUAAACCAGAAGAUUGUAAAAUCGCAGCGAUUAGAGAUUGGCCCACGCCACGUACGCUAACAGAGUUGCGCUCGUUCCUGGGCUUAGCUAAUUACUACAGGAAGUUCGUGAGGAACUUCUCCACCAUCGUUGCGCCCCUUCGCAGAUUGUUGAGGAAAGAGACCAUCUGGAAGUGGGACAAGGACUGCACGGCUGCCAUGAAGAAGUUAAAGCAGGCGUUGAUAGAGUACCCGGUCCUUAAGGUAGCCGAUCCGUCCUUGCCCUUUGUCGUCACUACGGAUGCUAGCCAAUAUGACAUAGGCGCGGUGUUGCAGCAAGACGAUGGCGACGGUUAUAGACCCGUAGAGUUCAUGUCCGCCAGAAUGCCUUCAGAGAAGGUCGCGACAUCUACCUAUGAGAGGGAACUCUACGCUCUCAGGCAAGCCUUCAAACACUGGAAGCACUACCUGCUUGGGAGACACUUCAAAGUCUAUUCCGAUCAUGAGACAUUAAGAUGGUUAAAGAUGCAGGCCAAGAUGACACCUAAGCUUACUAGGUGGGCCGCAGAGAUAGAUCAGUACGACUUUGAGCUCAAGCCUGCCAAGGGGAAGUAUAACGUAGUUGCGGAUGCUCUGAGUAGGAGAGCUGAUUACUUUGGGGCAGUAGUGCAUUACUUAGACAUAGGGAAGGACCUGCAGCAGAAGAUUAGAGAAGCCGAUGCACAGGACCCUAUCUAUAGCGACCUCCUCAAGAAGGUCAAGGAGACCCCAGAGACUGAGCCAAACUACCGCACUAUGGAAGGGUUGCUUUUUUAGAAGACUAAUGUAUUUGACCGCCUGUGCAUUCCUAAU
Messenger RNA from Chara braunii, 2898 nucleotides. The record is from the annotation of a GenBank genome assembly. NCBI's taxonomy places the organism in Eukaryota, Viridiplantae, Streptophyta, Charophyceae, Charales, Characeae.